Bicyclus anynana (squinting bush brown) is the source of this 2559-nucleotide messenger RNA. RefSeq names its product protein disulfide-isomerase A6 homolog (gene CaBP1). Gene Ontology annotation, molecular function: protein-disulfide reductase activity; protein disulfide isomerase activity. Bases 145 to 1419 code for a protein of 424 amino acids. The record is from RefSeq and is a predicted model, not a curated record. Gene Ontology annotation, biological process: response to endoplasmic reticulum stress. The transcript has 8 exons. Lineage: Eukaryota; Metazoa; Arthropoda; Insecta; Lepidoptera; Nymphalidae. Gene Ontology annotation, cellular component: endoplasmic reticulum lumen.
UUUUGCCAAAAGAAUUGACGUGUUGUUUCGAGGUUGUUUCCAUUUUCAUUAUUCACGGUUUUCUAUUGCGGACAAAACGUUUUAAAUUGAAUUAAAUUACGUUAACUCAUUAAUUUGAUUGUAGGAUAUUUGUUUAAGUAUAAAAUGUUGUAUUCACAGUUAUUAGGUAUUAUUUUACUUGUGACGAGUUCGUAUGCCCUAUACGACUCAUCCUCGGACGUAGUUGAACUAACACCAAGUAAUUUCGAACGUCUGGUCACAAAAUCUAACGAGUUAUGGAUCGUAGAGUUCUUUGCGCCUUGGUGUGGGCACUGUAAAAACCUUGUCCCUGAGUACCAGAAGGCUGCCCGAGCUCUCAAGGGCAUAGUGAAAGUAGGAGCCGUAGAUGCUGAUCAAUACAAAGAGUUUGCUCAGAAAUAUGGCGUCACAGGCUUCCCUACCAUCAAAGUGUUUUCAGGAAGCAAACAUAACCCAUACCAGGGCCAAAGAACUGCAGAGGCAUUUGUGGACGCAGCCCUCAAGGCGGCCAAAGAGAAAGCAUAUGAAAACCUUGGAAAGAAAUCUGGUGGAUCUUCUUCUGAUAAGUCAGAUGUGGUGGAGCUGACGGAUAGCAACUUCAAAGAGUUGGUGUUGGACAGUGAUGACAUGUGGCUGGUGGAGUUCUUCGCGCCCUGGUGCGGACACUGCAAGAACCUCGAGCCGCACUGGGCCAAGGCUGCCACGGAACUCAAGGGCAAGGUGAAACUGGGAGCCGUCGACGCAACCGUCCACCAGGUGAUGGCGUCCCGCUACCAGGUGCAAGGGUACCCCACCAUCAAGUUCUUCCCGUCGGGCAAGAAGAGCAGCGACAGCGCGGAGGACUACAGCGGCGGGCGCACCUCCAGCGACAUCGUGGCCUGGGCCCUCGGCAAGUUCGCCGAAAACGUGCCCGCGCCAGAAAUUGUUCAGGUGGUGGACGCAGAGGCAUUGAAGGCGUGCAGUGAGAAGCCCCUGUGCGUGGUGUCUGUGUUGCCGCACAUCCUGGACUGCGACGCGGCGUGCCGCAACGACUACAUCUCCGUGCUGGCCAGGCUCGGCGACAAGUACAAGGCCAAGAUGUGGGGCUGGGUGUGGUCGGAGGCCGGGGCGCAGCCGGCGCUGGAGGAGGCGCUGGAGCUGGGCGGGUUCGGCUACCCCGCCAUGGCCGUGGUCAACGCCAAGAAGCUCAAGUUCUCCACGCUGCGGGGCUCCUUCUCCGAGAGCGGCAUCAAUGAGUUCCUCAGGGACCUAUCGUUUGGUCGUGGACAAACCGCUCCAGUCAAAGGUGCCGAGAUGCCGUCCAUCCAGACCACCGAACCCUGGGACGGUAAGGACGGUGAGCUGCCUCCGGAGGAGGACAUUGAUCUCUCUGAUGUGGACCUUGAGAAGGACGAGUUGUAAGUGCUUAAGUGAGUGUUUAGAGACAGUGUUUUUAAGUGUUUUUUGGUAAUUUCAUGUCAAAAGUCAAUAAUAUCACAAUUAUUCUUUAAUCGAAAUAUGUGAUAAGAUAGAAUACAAAUUCGCGUUCAAAAUUGAUAGAACUUCAUUCUAAUAUCAAUAUAAUUUUAGGAAUGUGUGUAUUUUAUAAUUAACUGAAACAAUAAUAGCAGCUUAACAACAAAACUGCCAUUUAUUUUUUUCUAAAUUCUAAUUGUUCAAUUUUGAAUUUAAAUGAAAAAAUCUCAGCAAAUAAUGAGAUUAAUUGUAUUGGAAUUUUGUCUAAAUUAAACUAGAACUAGAAAUAAUAGAGUAAUUUUGGAUUUAAUUUCUGUAUCCCCUAAUGGGGCUUUUAAAUAUAAAGCUUAUUUAUUAUAACAAUUUUAUAGAUAUAUUGGUAUCAAAAUGUUAACGCCAUAAAUCCUAUUUGAAUUAGCAAGUAUACAUGUAAUAUUUUUAAUAAAUAUUAUUAACUGUGAAUGUAAAAAGAAAAGAAUGUUUUUGAUAAUCUAUAUAGAAAUAGAAAUUGAAUUUCUUGUUUUUUUAAUGUCACUUACUUGAGUUUUUUUUUUUGCUCAUUUAAAAUCUCUAUAACUAAGGGCGAAAUUCUUGCCCUUGUAUGAGUAUUUAUAUAUAGUCUUGUGGGUAGAUUGUUAAAACAUUGUUAAUAAAAUAUUUUCUAUUAUAAGUAAUAAUCCAGUGAUUUUAAUAUUCCAUGAUUAGUUUACUGUUUUUUUAAUAUUCUAUAUGAUAAAUAAAUAUUGUAAUAGUUGUACUGAAAUAACAUAUCCCUAAUUUAUAAUAUUUUUAGUAAUAGUUUAUUUUUGUUAUGCUCAUAUAUAAAACCGUAAACCCACACAUUAAUAAGUUACUAAUUUGAAGUUUAAUUAUUAAAUAUGUAAGACUGGUUUCAAAAUGCUUUGAAAAUGAUUAGUUUUUAAUUUUUUUAUUUGAUGUGAUUUUGUUUUAUUCAUAUGAAAUUAUGUGUAACUAAUAUACCUUGGCUGCAUAUCUUCCAUAUUAUAUUUAAUUAAAGUUUUGAAGCAUUUACUGCGGCCAAUUGAUGUCAUUUUAAUAAAUAAAUAUCUACUUAAUUAUAUAAAA